CCUAGAGGGCAAUCCCCGCAAUAUGCCGGACAUCAGAGCAGCAAUCAUUGCCGUCUUGGACAUCCGUGCUGCCAGCCUCAUGAGGACCCGCCCGCUACGACCAUCCCCGAUAAGAUUCAUGCAUGUUUAGUGCAGUGCACAGAGCCGUGUGCACAAAUCCCUUCGCUAGGGUCUACCGUACCUGUACUUCGAGGACAGCUGACAGCCAACAAACUCAUUUUUGGGAGGAUGUUAUCAGCACCACAGGGCUCCAGAGUCAUGAAUGCAUAAGGUUGCGUUCAUUGCUGCCUACCAUUGGUCACGAAGCACUGCCGCCGUCAAAGGUGUGCUAUACAGGAGAUACCUUACUCAGGUGUAGGGUUCAAGUAUGCCAGGAUUCAGUCGAUUCCAACUACUACAAGUGGGACCGAACCGACCGACCUUUCCCCAUACACCAUCCAAUCAAUUCACCGAUAGAUACGUUUUGGGGCUCUCAUCACGACGGGAAUCUUCUUUCCUCUUCAUGCGGACGGGGCACAUUAUUAAUACAAGGCGGGUUUGAUUGGAAGAGAAAAGAUUUUUUUUCCCUUCCUUGAGAAUCCAGAUACCGAUAGAGUAAGCAAAACACGAACGGGGUCAGUCCGAAGGCACGCCCUUGGAGAACUAAUAUGAAAUGGUAUCUUGUUGGGAAGGAAAAUUUUCUUUGCUUAUGGGGCUAAUCGAAGAUGGGUCUUUCCCGCCGUUAUCACAUCAGCACAUGGUCGAUCUGGACAUCUAUGAUUUCUGGGUACUUGGUUUUCGGGCAUUCAUUUAUGCUCGAGAAUUGCAAGCCAGCAACGAUAUGACUUUCUAACAAAACCGGAACAAUAAACAAUAAACAUUCAAGUCAACAUGCCGGGAUGUUCUCAUACAGCUU
Aspergillus uvarum CBS 121591 is the source of this 895-nucleotide messenger RNA. RefSeq lists its product as uncharacterized. The record is from RefSeq and is a predicted model, not a curated record. The transcript has a single exon. Lineage: Eukaryota; Fungi; Ascomycota; Eurotiomycetes; Eurotiales; Aspergillaceae. Bases 123 to 575 code for a protein of 150 amino acids.